This is a messenger RNA of Poecilia reticulata (guppy), 3607 nucleotides long. The record is from RefSeq and is a predicted model, not a curated record. Lineage: Eukaryota; Metazoa; Chordata; Actinopteri; Cyprinodontiformes; Poeciliidae.
AUUUAGCUGACCCGGAUGCAGAAGCGGUUUCUCCACCGGAUAUUACAUUGAAUCUGAGGUCAGGCGUUCUCUCUCACAGCCAUCUUGGAAAUAGCGUCCUGAGUCGCGACCAUGCCUGGCGAAGCAACAGAAACGGUCCCAGUCACCGAGCAGGAGAUGCAGCAGCCUCAAGCGGAGACUGCUCCGCCUCCUGCCCCAGCUUCCACCCAGCAACCUCAGGUAGCUUCUGGCCCCGCAAAGGCCAAAGGCAAAGAUGCCAAGAGUGGGCAGAGUUCUUCUGCCCCAAAGGCUGUACCUGGCAGAAGAAAACGUUCCUCUAUGUCUGCCUCUUCCCCAUCACCCACUUCACCUAAAUCUACUCCCUCCUCUACUCCUCGGUCACCUGUGGUGUCUCCUUUGGCAUCCCCUUUAGCAUCACCUUUGGCUUCCUCAGCCAGUAGCUCCCCUGCCAAUCGUUCUGCCCCAAAAGUGGUUAAGGCUGGCAAACAAGGAAAGGCUAAGAAAGGAGAGGCAUUUGAACCUGCUCCUGUCCAGGUAGACCACAAAGUCCCAGAGGUAAAGGAAAAGUCAGAGGAACCUAACUUGAAGAAAUCUAUGACUACUGAAGCUAAAGCUGUCCUCGUUGAGACGAAAUCUCAGCCACCCCCUGCAUUUAAAGUCACUCCAAAGCCUGCUGUUGCAGCACCAAUUUCAUUCUCGGAUACUAUUGCUUCAAGCCCUCCAAAAUCUGGUGAUAAGGUUGCUUCCGCAAAACCCAUAUUGUUUAUGGUUGAUGAUGAGCUUCCUCCACUUAUCCCACCUGAGAAGCUUGGUAAAAUGCAAGUGUCUGCACCUUCUGUUGCCAAAGAGAGCGCAAAGCCUGCUUUGUCUCCUUCUGAGCCUAGACCUAAAGGGGCUAUUUCUGCUCCUCCAGAGGAGAGUAAAGUCAAAAUGGGUACUGAACCCAAACCUUUGCCUGUCGAAGCUAGUAAGGCAGCUGUCCCAGUGAAAACUGUAACUCAGGAGGUCAUUAAGCCAUCUCCUACAGAUUCCAAGGCUAAAUCUGCUGCUGGCAAGACUGGCCAAGACAAACCUGCUGCUGCUGUGAAGCCAGCAGAUGAGACCAAAUUGAACUCAAACACAGGUCCUAAACAGGUUGAGGAUAUACGGGCCUCACCUCCUAAAGUUACCAAGCCAAAUGCUGGUGUAAAGUCAACCACUCCGGAGGUUACAAAACAAGCACCCGAAAAGGGUGCUGUGGUAGUUGAUAAGGCUCAGUCGGUUGACUCGAAAGCAACAGCAGCUGAGGCCCCCAAACAAGCCAAACCAAGAGCUGCUGAGGCACCUAAAGCAGAUUCUGAGACUCCUAAAUUGGCCAAACCAACCGAGGCACCCAAGAAGGCCAAAGCCACCUCCACCGAGGCACCUAGGCCAGCCCCGGAAGUGGCCAAGCAGGUUGCCACUGAGACACCCAAACAGGCUAAGCAGGCAGCCCCAGAGGCACUCAAGCAGGCGGCUGCUGAAGCCCCUAUGCAGGCGGCCCCCUGCCUAGGGACUUUGCCUGCGCCUAAGCAGGCAAAGCAGACGUCCCCCGAGGCGCCUAAGCAGGCAAAGCAGGCGGACUUCGAGGCGCCCAAGCAGGCAAAGCCCGAGGCACCCAAGCAGGCAAAGCAGGCGGACCUCGAGGCGCCCAAGCAGGCAAAGCCCGAGGCGCCCAAGCAGGCAAAGCAGACGUCCCCCGAGGUGCCUAAGCAGGCGGACCCCGAGGUGCCUAAGCAGGCAAAGCAGGCUCCCAAACAGGCAUCCCCCGAGGCACCCAAACAGGCUAAGCAGACGACCCCCGAGGCACCCAAACAGGCUAAGCAGACGACCCCCGAGGCACCCAAAGAGGCUAAGCAGACGUCCUCCGAGGCACCCAAACAGGCUAAGCAGGCGUCCCCCGAGGCACCCAAACAUGCUAAGCAGGCGUCCCCCGAGGCACCCAAACAGGCUAAGCAGGCGUCCCCCGAGGCACCCAAACAGGCUAAGCAGGCGUCCCCAGAGGCACCCAAACAGGCUCAGCAAGCGUCCCCCGAGGCAUCCAAACAGGCAAAGCAGGCGUCUGCAGACGCCCCUAAAACAGCUGAGGCUUGUCCAUUGGCCAAAGCAACAGCCCCUGACGGUGCAGGCCAAACCAAGCAGGCCAAACCAGUCGAGGUGCCGAAGCAAGCCAAACCAACUGAUGCUGAAGCACCUAAACCAGCUACUGAGAGUCCUAAACCAGCAAAACCGAAAGCUGAUGAGGCACCUAAACAAACCAAGCAAACUACUGAAGUCCCCUCACAACCUGCUCCAGUUGAGCCUAUUGUUUUGCCCCCUGCCCCACGUAAACUUACUUUUGCCGAAGCAGUUGCAAAACCUGCACCUGUCAAGCCUGAAGCUGAAAAAAUCAGCACUGCUCCCUCUAAUCAUGUCAUAUCAUCUAAACCUGCUGAAACCCCAGCCAAGAUGGAGUCUGUGAUCAAGGACGACAAUGGAUCUGGCACAGAGUCGGACAGUGAUGACUCAGUUCCUGAGCUGGAAGAACAGGACUCUGCACAGACACAGACGCAACAAGCUCAGCUUGCAGCAGCUGCUGAAAUAGACGAAGAGCCUGUAAGCAAAGCCAAACAGAGCCGCAGUGAAAAGAAGGCACGAAAGGCGAUGUCAAAGCUUGGACUCAGGCAGGUAACAGGGGUCACCAGGGUCACCAUUCGCAAAUCAAAGAACAUCUUGUUCGUCAUCACCAAACCAGACGUCUACAAGAGCCCUGCGUCAGAUACAUACAUCGUCUUCGGCGAAGCUAAGAUUGAAGAUCUUUCUCAGCAAGCCCAGCUGGCUGCAGCAGAAAAGUUCAAGGUACAGGGAGAAGCUACAGCAAAGAUCCAGGACAACACACAGACGCCCACAGUACAGGAGGAAAGCGAAGAGGAAGAGGUUGAUGAGACCGGAGUCGAGGUGAAGGACAUUGAACUCGUCAUGUCACAAGCCAACGUGUCGCGGGCAAAGGCUGUACGCGCCCUGAAAAACAACAACAACGACAUUGUCAACGCUAUUAUGGAGUUGACGAUGUAACGGGAUCCUGUCAACAAAGAGUUGAAGAAAGGUUGCUGAUUAAAUCUGAGCUCAUUUAUACAAUUUAUACCAAGAUGGAAAUAAAGUUGUGGCUUGAUGAAAUUAAAAUCUGGCAUUUAUUGAGACUCUUGGGGAAACGAGGGGAAUUUCAUCUGAUUGAAUGUUAAAAUAAAGACUUGAAGUACUUUUGUUUUUCCCACUGGUGAAGUAUUUGUCCUUGUACAAUGAUGAAAUCCAAAUUAGUCAUAAUAAAGGUUUUAAAAGUAAAUUUUUCAGAGUGAUGAGCAAGAAGAAUUGCAGCUGUAACAUUACACCAUCCUCCAGAUGAGGAGAAUAUCAUGUCCUUUGCUGUUUUAUUCACCUCUGUCUGUAUUUGGCUUAUUUAUUUACACCAUAAAGACUAAAUGAGUUUUUAAUGUCCUGAUAUGUAAAACAAUAGAAUUAAAACUUGGUGUACUCACAUUUUUACCUUGUAUUUGCGCUCAUGCAUAAUUUAAGAUUACAUAAUAAAGGCAGGAUUGUGUAGUUCCCAUCA